This is a messenger RNA of Rhodamnia argentea, 1498 nucleotides long. Its product is annotated as RHOMBOID-like protein 2. Gene Ontology annotation, cellular component: membrane. The record is from RefSeq and is a predicted model, not a curated record. Gene Ontology annotation, molecular function: serine-type endopeptidase activity. The transcript has 5 exons. NCBI's taxonomy places the organism in Eukaryota, Viridiplantae, Streptophyta, Magnoliopsida, Myrtales, Myrtaceae. Gene Ontology annotation, biological process: proteolysis. The coding region runs from base 273 to 1271 and encodes 332 amino acids.
AAAAGCAAAAGAAAGCUCUCGCAGAUCCUCCUCCGACUCCUCCCCAUAUCUGCCUCCCUUCGCAUUCUCGCGUCUCGUCGAUCGUUCUCGUUUUCUCCCUUCGAAGCCACUCCUCGUUCCUCAAUCCUCCUCUUUUUCUUCUUCUCCGCGUGGAGAGAUCGUGGAGUGUAUAUACGGGAGCUCUCUGAAUUCGAGGCAGAGUACACGGUGGUUCGCGCGGUGAAUCGGAUUCGGUUGGUUGUUUUUGGGUCGAAUCCGGUUCGAUUCGAGCCAUGUCGGGCCGAGAUCUUGAGCGAGGCUCCGGGAAGGGCGCCGCCCCGGCCAAUUACCGCGGUGGGAGCUACAACCAGACGGCGUACUACGCGAAUCGCCGCCGUGACUCCGACAGCCAGUGGACGUCGUGGCUGGUCCCGGUGAUCGUCGCCGCCAACGUCGCGGUGUUCAUCGUGACGAUGUUCGUGAACAAUUGCCCGCGGAACAAUCUCGGGUUCGAAGGCGGCUGCUUCGCCAAGUUCCUCGGGAGGCUCUCGUUCCAGCCGCUCAAGGAGAAUCCUCUCUUCGGUCCUUCUUCGGAAACAUUGCAGAAGAUGGGAGCUUUAGUGUGGGACAAGGUUGUACAUGGAAACCAAGGUUGGAGACUCAUCACAUGUAUGUGGUUGCAUGCUGGUGUCAUUCAUCUGCUUGCAAACAUGCUGAGCUUGGUCUUCAUUGGCAUUCGCCUUGAACAGCAAUUCGGCUUCGUGAGAGUUGGAGCUAUCUAUCUAAUAUCAGGAUUUGGUGGUAGCAUCCUGUCCUCCCUUUUUAUUCAGAACAAUAAUAUCUCUGUCGGUGCUUCUGGCGCUCUCUUUGGGCUUUUGGGAGCGAUGUUAUCAGAGCUUAUUACUAACUGGACCAUCUAUACCAAUAAGGCUGCAGCACUCUUCACAUUGAUUUUCAUCAUAGCCAUUAAUCUAGCAUUGGGGAUUCUCCCUCAUGUGGACAACUUUGCCCAUAUUGGAGGAUUCUUGACAGGAUUCCUUCUCGGUUUUAUUUUGCUCGUCCGGCCCCAGUUUGGCUGGGUGGAGAGUCGUUAUCGUACUGCCGAUGCUCGGGUCAAAUCGAAGCACAUGGGUUACCAAUAUGUCCUCUGGCUGAUUGCCUUGGUCUUGUUGAUAGCUGGAUUUGUGGUGGGGUUGAUCAUGCUUUUCAGAGGAGAGAAUGGAAAUGAUCACUGCAGCUGGUGCCACUACCUCAGCUGUGUGCCGACUUCGAGAUGGAAGUGUAAUAACUGAGAUAAGUCCCGAGAGCUCUGUGUCUCACAUACUCGUGUUCGUGGUACAUUUGAUUCUUUGUUUAUUUUGUGACAUCCCUUACUGCUGUGUAAAUCUGUAGCUUCAAACAACUCCCCGUAUUUUACCCGUCGACUUAUAGAAAUACAGUAUACCGAGGUCAAAUCUCUCUAAAAAAAAAAAUAGAUUGAAUGAAUUGCAUUCACUUGGAUUCGCAAGAAGAGAAUGUG